This is a messenger RNA of Sesamum indicum (sesame), 541 nucleotides long. Its product is annotated as UPF0481 protein At3g47200. The record is from RefSeq and is a predicted model, not a curated record. Lineage: Eukaryota; Viridiplantae; Streptophyta; Magnoliopsida; Lamiales; Pedaliaceae.
AUCACAAACGUAUCAUUUGUAUAUUGUACCCCUACAUAGAAACAAACUUUGCGAGUCUAGAUUGAUUAAUCAGUGAGCCAAGAACAUGGAUGAAAAAGCACAUUUUGUUGACAUAAACAUUGAGACGAGCAACACAGUCGUCGAUACUUCAGCAGAGUCUGCGCGCUGGAGUAAAAGAUGCAUCUACAGAAUCCCGCCCUGCGUUGCUGAUUUGAAGAAGACAGUUUACCUGCCGCAGAUGGUGUCGUUGGGACCAUAUCAUAAUGGCACCCCGCAUUUGAGUGCAAUGGAGGAGCACAAGAGUCGAGCUCUCUCUCACUUCCUCAAGAGAUUGGAUAAACCUUUGUGUAGCUUUAUCCACGCCUUGACUCCGGUAGUGCAGGAUCUCAGAGACGCCUACGACAAUUUGGACCCCAAGUGGCAAGACGACGACAAGUUCCUGACGGUUAUGAUCGUCGAUGGAUGUUUCGUCUUGGAAAUAUUGCGCACCACCACUCAAACUGAUCAUAAGCCUCAAGAUUAGGCUGCCAAUGAUCCCAUC